GCGCCCGCUCGCGAGCGCCUGCCGUUUCACGGGGCGGGGCUGUGGGCCGGGCCGGGGCGGGGCGGCGGCGCUGGUGCGUGCGUGUGCGCGCGCCGCGGGCGAGCCAGUGAAGCCGGCGGCCCUGGCACGUGAUCCUGGACUGACUCGCUUGGUGGCUUGGUGGCUCGGUCUGUCUGUCCGUCCGCGGGUGCCAUCAUGGCGGACGCGGCCAGUCAGGUGCUCCUGGGCUCCGGUCUCACCAUCCUGUCCCAGCCUCUCAUGUACGUGAAAGUGCUCAUCCAGGUGGGAUAUGAGCCUCUUCCUCCGACAAUAGGACGAAAUAUUUUUGGGCGGCAAGUGUGUCAACUUCCUGGUCUCUUUUGUUAUGCUCAGCACAUUGCCGGCAUCGAUGGGAGGCGUGGCUUGUUCACAGGCUUAACUCCAAGAUUGUGUUCAGGAGUCCUUGGGACUGUAGUGCAUGGUAAAGUGUUACAGCAUUACCAGGAGUGUGACAAGGGUGAGGAGUUAGGACCUGGAAAUGUACAGAAAGAAGUCUCAUCUUCCUUUGACCGGGUUAUCAAGGAGACAACUCGAGAGAUGAUUGCUCGGUCUGCUGCUACCCUCAUCACACAUCCCUUCCACGUAAUCACUCUGAGAUCUAUGGUACAAUUCAUUGGCAGAGAAUCCAAGUACUGUGGACUUUGUGACUCCGUGGUAACCAUCUAUCAGGAAGAGGGCAUCCUAGGAUUUUUUGCGGGUCUUGUUCCUCGCCUCCUAGGUGACAUCAUUUCUUUGUGGCUCUGUAACUCACUGGCCUACCUCGUGAAUACCUAUGCACUGGACAGCGGGGUUUCUACCAUGAAUGAAAUGAAGAGUUAUUCCCAAGCUGUCACAGGAUUUUUUGCCAGUAUGUUGACCUAUCCCUUUGUGCUUGUGUCUAAUCUUAUGGCUGUCAACAACUGUGGGCUUGCUGGUGGGUCUCCUCCUUUCGCCCCAAUAUAUACUUCAUGGCUAGAUUGUUGGUGCAGCCUACAAAAGGAGGGAAAUAUGAGCCGAGGAAAUAGCUUGUUUUUCCGGAAGGUCCCCUUUGGGAAGACUUACUGUUGUGACCUGAGAAUGUUAAUUUGAAGAUGUGGGUCAGGGACAGUGACAUUUCUAUAGUCCCAGAGGCACAGAAUUAUGGGAGAGAAUGUUGAUUUCUAUACAGUGUGGCACACUUUUUUAAUAAUCAUUUAAUCUUGGGAAAAUGGA
Messenger RNA from Lemur catta (Ring-tailed lemur), 1230 nucleotides. It is a transcript of the gene MTCH2, whose product is annotated as mitochondrial carrier 2. The coding region runs from base 196 to 1107 and encodes 303 amino acids. Gene Ontology annotation, biological process: positive regulation of apoptotic process. Gene Ontology annotation, cellular component: mitochondrion; membrane. Lineage: Eukaryota; Metazoa; Chordata; Mammalia; Primates; Lemuridae. The record is from RefSeq and is a predicted model, not a curated record. The transcript is spliced from 13 exons.